Mya arenaria is the source of this 10866-nucleotide messenger RNA. Its product is annotated as fibronectin type-III domain-containing protein 3A-like. The transcript is spliced from 23 exons. The record is from RefSeq and is a predicted model, not a curated record. The coding region runs from base 318 to 4556 and encodes 1412 amino acids. Gene Ontology annotation, molecular function: protein binding. NCBI's taxonomy places the organism in Eukaryota, Metazoa, Mollusca, Bivalvia, Myida, Myidae.
GAUGGCGUAUGUUUAGCAAAUUGCAACAGAUCUUGAUAAAUUUUCUGAAUUAUAACUGCAUCAGCAACUGCCUUUGGAAAAUUUGUAUAUGUACAUGGAAAAUAGUGCAACAUUUUUCUCGAAAGUUAUAUAUAUUAUGUCCUGACAAUGCCAGAAAGGUUGCAUUUUGAGAAAAAAUGUUGAUUUUCACGACGCGUAUGGUGUUUUAUACAUGACAAAAUAGUGUUCGUGAAAUACACGUUUCUGCUUGACGUCAAUUGCUAUUUAAUAAAUGACCACAUUGCCCUGAAGUAAGAUGUCACGUUCCCUCUGACACGAUGGCGGACAAACACGACCCGGUCAAAAACAUUGAGGACAAAACUGUCAACGUUAACGAUACAGAAAUAAAAGAAGCAAAGACUACCAAGGCAAAGGCAAACAGCAAAGCCAACAUGAAACUGAAAGAAACUGAAGAACCUGAAAAUGCCAUCAGCAAUGCUGCUAUCAAAACCAAACAAAUGAAAAAUAUUGAGAAAAUUAAGGAGACUAAUGCAGAACCUAAAGUUGAAGUAGAUAAUGAUAAAACAAUGAGCUCGUCUGAGGCUGAAAGUGGUGUAAGUAACACAGUAGAAGACCAAAAGAACUGUAGUAAUGAGGUUAUAAAUAAUGAGGACCAAGUGAAUGGGCAUAUAGAAGAUGGGGUUGCUAUAGAAACAGGGGCAGAAGAACAGACAGAGGGGGUGCUUGGCCCAAACCCCUCGUUAGAAGACCCAUCUGGUCAGAUUGGCUACUCCCCAAAUAUGACGCAUAUACACAUGAACCACAUGCAUCACCACCAUCAUCAUCUUCAUGGAAACCAGGCACCCGUUGGGCAAGGCCCCGCCCCGGGAAUGCAUUCGCCCCAGGGUGGGGCUCAAAUGGGGGCAUUUGGACCAAAUGGAAGCACCGCCUCCCAGUCUCGUUUCCAUUGCGUUUCUCCCCAAAGUGGCGGCCCUCCUGGUGCAGCUUCUCCCCCAGCUCUUGCUGCCUCACCCCCGGGAUUCAUCUCAUGUUCGACAACUGUAACACCGCCCCAGUCGGGUACCAGCACCCCCAGUCCUAACCAGGCGGCCCAAGGUGGAAAUGGGAAUCAAGGGGCUAGUCAUCAGCAUGUGGUCCAUGUUCAUAUAAACCCUGGCGAGACCAUCACUGUGAAAGUUGAUGACCAGUAUCAGCAAAUACAAGGUCCAGCAACAGUUCGUAUGGUGUCGAGUAAUGGCCCUCCUUUGCCGAUGCCAAUGCAAGUGCCACCUGGUCACAUGGUCCAACAAAUUGUUGACGAAAAUGGCAUUCUCACCCACGUCAUUCUUUCACCCCAGCCACCAGGCAUGAUGCCAACACACAUGCCGGGGGGCCCAAACAGUGGACCAUAUUACCCAGGCAGUUAUGGAGGCCCAUACACAAACCACCCUAGCCAGUACCCCCAUCAAGGGCCUGGCCCCUCCCCGGGGGCACCAGGGAGAGGGCCCCAACACAUGCAUGGCACCCCACCACCUCCGGGCUCCUGUUCCAACCAUAACCCUGUACACACACCUGGGCCAAAUUCACACAUGGAUGAGCGCACAAGCAAGAAGCAGAACCAGCUUCGACAAAAAUGGCGGAUACGACACGAGAAUCGGGAACAUUCGGGCAGGACCCCACCCCGCAGAAAACAGCACAAUAAAGGAACCAAUGGCAUAGAUGUAGAGCCCCAGACCAAUGUUUCAAGCCCGGACCCCGGGCUCACAGACCAGUCAGAAGUGGAGGAAGACAGAAAAGCAAUACGAGCCCAGUUGUCACAGAUGCCGGCGCCCAAGGUCAGUCUUCAUACACGCUGCUCUGUUGAGGUUACAGAUGUGGAAUCUCGCACGGCCCUUAUAAAGUUAUUUCCCCCUGAUUAUGAUAGUGAAAAAUACGAUAUAGACGCAAGUUUCUUCAACUAUGAACUUAUGCUAUGUGAAAAGGGUCGGGAUGGAAAAUACAAAUUGGUGUACAGUGGUGAUGCCUCAGAAAUAACACUUAAAGACCUGCAUCCUGCCACAGAGUACCAUUUAAAAGUGUGUACCCUGCUGGAUGACAUUAAAGGGGACACGACCGAGGCCACCAGCUUCAAGACCAUACCGUGUGAGCCAGACGCACCCCAGCCACCCAAACUGGAAAAAAAAUCAAAAACCUUCAUUAACCUCAAGUGGACAUCGCCUUGUGAGAAUGGCUCCAAGAUCUCUGCGUACGUUUUGGAGUGUGAUGCAGGGGAUGGGAACUUCAUUGAAGUUUUUCGGGGCCAGCAAAAACAGUUCCGAGUUGCAAAACUGACAGCGUCAACAAAGUACACAUUCAGACUUGCAGCAAUAAACAAUUCGGGAAAGAGCGAGUACAGUGAGGCAGUGGUGUACUGCACUAGUGGCUCGGCCCCGUCCCAGCCUGACCCCCCGAUGUUGUCAGAGCCCUACGUCACUGAACUCCUCAUCUCAUGGAUCAAACGACCCAACGAUGACGAGUUCACACUACAGCUAGAUGAUGAAGUCUCUGGCCAUGGGUUCAUCCCAGUGUACAAUGGGCCACUGCUGUCGUACAGAAUCACAAAGCUGAGGCGGAAUAAGGAGUAUAAGUUUAGGCUAUGUGCGAGCAAUGACGAGGGUGCCAGCAAAUGGAGUGAGGUGGUGGCUUACCGGACCCUUCCUGCCCGGCCUGACACCCCCAGCAAGCCCCAACUCAAGGGCAAGAUACACCCACAUGUGUUCAGAAUCACUUGGGAUCCCCCCAAAGAUACUGGUGGUUCAGAGGUGACCAAGUAUUUUGUGGAGCUUGACGAUGGAAAUGGUUAUGAGAGCGUGUUUGAGGGUACAGAGCGGGAACACACGUGUGACCGUCUCACGCCGGGCCAUAAUUACCGUGUCCGUGUGGCUGCGUGCAGUGCCGGAGGCAGGAGUGAGUUCUCUGAAGUGUUGACAGUCGUGACACAAUGUGUUCCCCCUGGCCAGUGUUCAGUGCCCAAACUACAGGGCAAGCCAAAAGCCACCUCCCUACACUUACGAUGGGGGUAUCCAGAAUAUAACGGCGGUGCCCAGGUGACAGAGUUUACGGCCCAGAUGAUCCUCCCUGACAACACGAGCCGCGAGGUGUACAAGGGCCGUGACCUGGACUGCAUCAUCGCUGGUCUCUCCCCAGGAAGACCGUACCUCUUCCAAGUUAGGGCUUUCAACAGAGCGGGGGGUGGACCAUGGUCAGAGCCACUGGAGGUGGUGAGUGGGGCAGGGGUGCCAGACCCCCCAAAGAUGCCCUUGUGUCAAUGCCGCUCCCCCCACAGUGCCCUGAUCUCCUGGGAGGGGCCAGUCAACAAUGGUGCUACUAUCACAGACUACAGGCUCGAGUGGCAACUCAAACCUGAGACUGACUUCACACAGAUAUAUUAUGGUUCCAACACAAAUUUUGAGGUAAAGAGCCUCAGCCCGGCAACUACCUACGUAUUUAGGGUCCAAGCAAUCAACAGUGCGGGGCCGGGCCUGUACAGCCCGGUUGCCACAUGCGUAACACCCGCUAGCAGUCCUUCCGCAGUAGUGUCUAUACGAGCCCACGCCACUGCCACGAGUGUCACGCUGGUCUGGAAGGAGCCGCAUGAUAACGGGAGUGAAAUUACGUCAUACAAUAUUGAUAUGGGUGGAGACAAACAGCCAAUACCAGUCAGUGCUGUCACAGAGUACCAGAUAGAGGAACUCAUCCCAGAAUCUACGUACAAGGUGCGUAUCCAGGCAGUGAAUGGUAUCGGUGUAGGUGCUUUCAGCUCGGUGGUGAAAUUCUCUACACGGGCUCUGCCGCCCCGCCCCCCGAGGCUCGAAUGCUGCGGCUCUGCCCAUAACAGCCUCAAACUGAAAUGGGGAGAGGGCCGCAACACGGAUCUCAUCACAUACACCCUGGAGAUGGAUAGGGAGGAUGGCAAUUUCAUUGAGGUAUACAAGGGCCAGGCCUUAAACACAAAGGUGAACAGAUUGUCAGAGAUGACUUCAUAUGAUUUCCGGAUCUACGCAAGCAAUGAUGCUGGAAGCGGGCCAUAUUCAGAGACUUACACAUUCUCCACAACUAAAGCCCCGCCACCAGCUCUUAAAGCUCCGAAGGUUGAGAACAUCAUGCUGACAAGCUGUGUGGUAGAGUGGCAGACGUGUCGGGCGAUGGGCGGAGACUCUGUCACCUAUGUGCUUCAACUACAGAGCAAGGAACACGAGUAUAAACAGAUAUAUCGCGGCCCUGAGACGAGUUUCACCAUUGAGAACUUGCAGUGCAAGUCAGACUAUCAUGUUCGUGUGUGUGCAAUCAGACUGUGCGAAGACGAAACAGAAAUACAUGGGGCGUUCAGCCCAGGAAUGAUCUUCUCCACGCUAAGCCCAGAGCCCUUGAAGCCCAUACUUUCACAAGUCAAUGUACCCAAGGUGCCCGAAUCUAAGAAAUUGACUGACCAACACCUGGCCGCCAUUUUCUUGUGUGUGUUUUUCGUCGUGGCCAUGUUGAUAGCAUUCAUCGUCUCACAGUUUUUCCCCGGAUCUAGUGGCCACGACGAGGUAUGACCAAGGGAGCUGCCAACUGAUGUGGGAAUUGUUCUCACCAUUUGAUUUACAAUUGAUCACCAAACCUGUGUUUCAUGUAUUUUACACGGAGUUUUGUUUCCUCAUUGGAAGAUGGAGGAUAUGAUCAUGUGACAGUUUUACUUCUACAGUGAUGGAGUCUUAUUUCAGUGUUUUAAGAUGCAUUGCUUUUAAACAUUGUGAAUAUAUUUUGUUUUGCAGGGGGUGGGUAAAGUGACAUAGUUGUGAUUUCUCUAUAUUUCUGUGUUCCUUUUACAUCUUGUUUGACCAUUUUUGACCUGAUUAAAGCACAGUGCAGGCACUGGUGAUAUACAGUAUUGUUUUAGAUGCAUUGAUACAUUAUGAUAGUGCUAUCAUGACUGUUAUUAAUGGCCUCAGACUUCAACAGUCAAUGCAGUGUUUUAAAUUGAAGAAAAGACUUACAAAUGAUACCUGUGUAUAAAAAACAAUUGAUACAUGUGUAUAAUAAGUGAGUGGUUGAUGCAAGAGGAAUAUAUUGACCUGUUUUAGGUGGUAUUUCCCAGUUCUGAUAAUAUCACUCUAGAUGGAUAAACAAUAUAACGGAUAUAACACCAGACAUAGGCUAUCAUUUUAAACGGACAGCUAAGAGCGUUUUACAAUGCAAUUAUUCUAUAGACAAGCACAUGUGUAUAUAUGAUAAAGAAAUGGCCUUUUGAUAAUAUGUUGAGGGAAUCUUUGUGUACUGCAUAUUUUUAGUGCAGAAAAUGUCAAGAAAACACUGAUAUUGAAUGGGUAUUUAUGUACCGAAAUUGUCUGAACAAGAGCAAGUCAGCGUGAUCGUCUCAAAUUGUCUGAACAAGAGCAAGUCAGCGUGAUCGUCUCAAAUUGUCUGAACAAGAGCAAGUCAGCGUGAUCGUCUCAAAUUGUCUGAACAAGAGCAAGUCAGCGUGAUCGUCUCAAAUUUUCUGAGAAUCUUAAAGAUCCAUUUCAAAAGCGUGAAAUGUUUUUAAAUGGCAAUAAGUGCACAUCUAACAAUACAUUUUAUGAUGAAAUACAUGAAUAUGAAAGUAGUAUCUUUCUUAACAUGAGCUAGCUUGUAUAGUAAGUUUGACUCCUGUGGGCUAAGCUGAUCAAUGUCAGCAAUGGUAUGCAUAUUAGAUAUUGGUUUUGAAAUACGAAUGUUCACAACAUGUCAUUGUCUGACUUCAAUGAUGGUUGAUUGAAGAACUUUUUCAAAGAAGAUUUUUGACAAAUUUUAAACUCUGUGCAAAACAUGGUGGGGAUUUAUGUCUAGAUGUUGAUAUAGUUUCAAGCAUAACUAGGGGUUAGGCUUACUGUAGAUGAAUGGUAGAAACUAGAAUCUUAACAAGGAUUAUGAAUUUUAAUCCAAUAAUAGAACAGCUUGCCAUGGUUGUGCACUGGACUUGUGAAGCUGACUUGUUGUAGCUAUUUCAUUUGUUCUUGUUAAUAGAAUAUUUUUUUGUUAAACUUUUGGUUUAUAAAUCAUUUCUUCUUGUUUUCUGUAAAAAUGUAACUAUACCGAAUUAGAAUUUAUAUGAAUAUGAUGUUUAGUAAUUUUUGGUAGGUAAAUAUCUACCAUUUUCCUAACACUAUUGCUGGAUUUGUUGCCUUGUUUGUUGAGUCUAGCUUUGAGGAAAAAAUCACUUAAAUAUAUGUAUAUAAUAAGGUGACUUAAGUUACUUGUACUGAUUUGAAAUGAAGUUGUCUCAGAUUUUAAGAGCAAAUGUAUGACUCAACAAACAAUAUGUGCACAUUUCAUACACUUGAAAGUAAAAUAACCAUAUUGGAAAAUGCAUAAAAGUGAAUAUAAUACGAGAAUAAUCAUAUUUCUUUUUAAGUUUUAGCUUUUUCUUGCCUGUGAUUUUGUGGUGAUAAUCCUUGAAUAAAUUAUGUAAAUUGAGUGCAAUGUCAGAAGGUAUACUUUCUAUUUAUUUUAUUCUUUUAUUUCAACGUUUACACUAUUUAAGGUAUAGGAACUUUAUUAUUUUGGACUUUUUAUUUCACAGGUGUUGGCUUUCAGAUUUCUGAGCUUAUUUUUUAUUGUUAAUGACACAUGAAGCACAUCUGUGCAAAAUGAAAAACCAAUCCAUCUGAAAAAUCACUCGCUUUACUAAAUGUUUAUAAGUCACUAGAAAUGCGAUGAACAACUCAAACAUAUGCCUGAGGUCAAGCAUUUUAUCAAUCAGCUGUCAAUUAAUAAAAUUAUUUAUGGAGCGACAUUUUACACAUUUCAAUUUUUAUGGUCUUAAUUUGCAUAAAAAGUCCAUUGGGAAUUUAUAGCAUAAAUAAACAAAUGUGAACUGUAGUUCACUUUUUUAUGUGCAAAAUACAAGACAUAAUAUUGAGUCUUCUAUGACUAUUACACUGAAUCUAAACUUUCUGCUUCCGACUAUGUCAUGUGAACAAUGUAUUUUAGAAAAUAUUUAAAAAAUAAUAAUCAUUAUCUUUUUAAAUAACAGGAUCAUUAUCUUUAAGAGCAAUAUCAUGAUCAUAAUCUUUAAAAAAAAAACAUGAUCAUUAUCUAUUUAAAAAACAGAAACAUGAUCAUUAUCUAUUUAAAAAAAAGAAAGAAACAUGAUCAUUAUCUAUUUAAAAAAACAACAUAAUCAUUAUCUUUUCCAAAAAAAAACCCCACAUGAUCAUUAUAUUUUUAUUUCAUUGUAAGAGAAGGAAUGGUGACGGCCUUUAAUUACAAAUUGUUUAUUUCACAUUGAGUCCAUCCCAAGAUGGAUGGUUGUAUUUACAUGAAAUUUCGAGUGCCAGUGAAAAGUAUUUAUUUUUGUAUAUAUUGCAAUGGCUAUGGCAUUUUCUUUUCUCGUUGUUGAGAAAAUGAUAUAUUAUUUGUUGUAUUGCAUGGACCAGAAAACAUUUCAAGAUCUGACAUAAACAUAUUGGUGGUUCCCAGUCUCUGUAUUAAUUUGUUGUGACUGAGAAUUUACUUGUUAUUACAUACAUUUGUUAUUUGACACUCACCUUAAUUCACUGUUUUUAUCUUAUAUAUUAUAAUUCAUUUUCAUGUUGUUUUUGAUGAUAUUUUUACAUAAAAACCUUGUAAAGUGUUUUCAUUGUUAUUUGAUUUUCAAGGUAAUGCUUAUUAUAAAGAAACCAGUGUUCACAUGUUUGUAUAAACCAGUGUUCGCACAUUUGUAUAAACAAGUGUUCACAUGAAUGUAUAAACCAGUGUUCACAUGUUUGUAUAAACCAGUGUUCACACGUUUGUAUAAACCAGGGUUCACACGUUUGUAUAAACCAGGGUUCACACGUUUGUAUAAACCAGUGUUCACAUGUUUGUAUAAACCAGUGUUCACAUGUUUGUAUAAACCAGUGUUCACAUGUUUGUAUAAACCAGUGUUCACAUGUUUGUAUAAACCAGUGUUCACACGUUUGUAUAAACCAGUGUUCACACGUUUGUAUAAACCAGGGUUCACAUGUUUGUAUAAACCAGUGUUCACAUGUUUGUAUAAACCAGUGUUCACAUGUUUGUAUAAACCAGUGUUCACAUGUUUGUAUAAACAAGUGUUCACAUGAAUGUAUAAACCAGUGUUCACACGUUUGUAUAAACCAGUGUUCACACGUUUGUAUAAACCAGUGUUCACACGUUUGUAUAAACCAUGUUUGUGUCAGGUGUUGUGCAUUGUAUGAAUGUUUGAAGUUCUAAAAUUGAAAAUUAGGCAAUGUUUGUUUUAUUCUGCAAAAUGAACUCUUCUGUUUCUUUUGUGACACUUGAUAUUUUACUGAAAUUUGUGAGCUUACAAUAUUUUGUCAUUCUCUCACUGAAAAGAUGGCCCCAAAGUUCACAAACAUAAUGAGCAGUGGAUGUACACUACAACCUGAGAAGCAUAUAAUUCCUGAAACAAUGUACUUGAUAUAAUACCCAACUCUUGAUCAUCAUCAACAACAUUUAAUGAGGGAUAUAAAUAUCAUGGGAAAUAGUCUAUGGUACUAAGGUACUGGCUGAUGUUGAAAAAGCUGCCAUGUCUCUUAGUUAUUUAUCAUCUGACAAUAUGAUAUCAAGUUAAGCUGAUUUGUCAAAGAAAUAAAUUCAGGCUAUUGUGAUAGCCUAGGUGUGGUUCAAGGUGGUGGCAUUGUGCAAAACCUUUAUACUUGGCAAUUACUCAUUAACCAAUUAAGACAUUUAAAUGGAACUUGGUACACAUGAUGCCAGAGAGAGAAUACCCACAUAAACAGGAAAGCGCAUAACUCUGGCAUUACUAAUGAUUUAGUUAUGGUCUUUGUUAGAUCAAAGGCUAAGAACCGACACUCCAACAAGGGUUGUUCUUGUUUGAAUAAGCUAUUGAAAGAAUAUUACAAGGGAAUGAUUUCAUAUAAGCACAGUAGCAUGAAUGAUAUAUUUCAUACAAUACACAACAUUUGUUAUUGUUGAUUUAGCUCGCAUAAUCAAACCAAUACAUUUAUUUAUGUAAUGAUGUACUUCUGUUGUACAAUUAAAUCUUUAGCCCUUGUGUUGUGUCCAAAACCAGAACCAUUUAAACUACAGUUAGUACCAAGUCAUUUUUUUCAGUUUAUUUUAUAUUAGUUGGCCUAAAAUUUAAAGAAACAGGCCCCAAUUUCUUAUGAAGUCAUAAUCAUUACAUGCCUUCAAAUCUGAUUUAAAUGAGAUAAAUGACUUAAUUAAAUUUUCAGUUAACAAUUUUUACAAAAGUUUAUCACGAUUGUUCUCAAAAUAUUUUCCUUUACACUCAUAACUCUUUAAAAGGAAAAUGUUUCUUAAUUUAGACCCAAAAUUAGAUAAGGCAGUGAACUUAGCUUGAUCCUGUUAUAAUGGAAUUAAGAUAUCUUUUAAGAAAUUGGGACCAGGCUGUAUAUUGAACCAUGGUGUGGGUGUAGUUUGCUGUAGGUUUUUCAUUUUAAAAGUCAAACUGUCUCUAUGAAGUCACCAGCAAUCGGCACAUUUCAGUUUUAUGUUAUAUCAUGGAAGGCCAUACUGUUUUUAUGAGAUAUGGUUUAUGUAUAAGUUUAAUAAUUCUUUGGAAAAAAUACACAUGCUUGCAUGGUGCUUUGCUGAGAAGAGAUGUGUACAUAAUUACAAUGGUACAACAUGCAGCCGUGUUUAGUGAACCACUUGUUUGCUCUCUGUUUCUAAGCGGAGAAAACUGUGUGUGACCAGUUUUAUUGCUAAAAAAAAAAAAAGGAGGAGUCAGUUUUUAACUUGUAUACUAUUUUUUUGUAUUUAUCACUAGAAAUAGAUAUGUUUUUUCCUUUUUAUGUAGAAUUAAACAUUAGUUUUCUGCAAGUUAUUUUUUAAUUACAAAGGAAUCAAGUUUAUUUAUAGAGUAAUUUAAAACCAACAUAAUUUAUACACACAUGUUCAAACAUGCGGAUGUCUUCAGACGACCAACUGUAUAAAGUGAUUUAUUCUUUUGGGGUUAAAGUUAACUAAUAUAAAACACACACCCUGCAAUCCAGCUCUCACCGACUGCGUGAAAACAUGGUUAAAAAAACACUUUGCUUUCCAGCUGUGGUCAAUUGUAUAAAUACAUUGAAUUUCAGAAUUAUUAAUAAUAAUUACCGGACAAUACUAUAUCAAAAGAAAAAGACAGAGGACACAAUUUCUUUGAUGUUGUAAUAUUAGCUGCUGGUAAAUGUUGACCAUUUCUUCACCUCCCUGUCCUCUCGUUUGUCUCCGUCUUCUAGCUUACCCUCAUGUGAUAUUCUCUUCAUAAUGUCAUAAGCAAUGCCCUACCAUUGUAAUUGUUAUAUAUGCUAUGUGGCAUGCAAAUACAUAUAUUAUACAUAAAUAACAAAAAAAUAUAUUAUAUAUAUAUAUGAAUUGUAUAAAGUUGUAAUUUACUCUUUAUUUUUCUGUGAGUAAACUGUGUAUGGUAUAUAUCCGAGUAUUGCUAGUCAACUAUUACUAUUCUACAUUAUUUUCUGUAUGACUUAUGAUGCAUUUGAAUCCAAUGUCACCUGUUGCUAGUUGUUUAAAAUAAGCAUUAUGUCAAUAUCAACUAGGUUAACUUUGAAACAUUAUUAAACCUCAUUUAAAACUUAACAUACAACUUGCUGGUUGCAAAUGUCAAUGUUUUGUUCAUAGUCAGUAAUCAAGUUUGCUUUUUCAGACCAAAAUCAUGACAAAUAUACAUGUACAUUUAUAUAUUGUGGAAUUAUUAAGACAGAUAUUAUGUUGAUAUUCAUUGGCUGCAAAUGUGUUUAAGCCAUUAAAAUGUGCUUGAAAUGUUUCUUCUAUUUCACUGGUGUUUUAUUCACUGUUAAAAGAGAAUGCCUGUGUUCAGUGACAGUCUAUUUCAGUCUGUGGGAUAUCUUGCAAAAUAAAUGCAUGAAGAUAAAA